Molecule: messenger RNA, 870 nt
Organism: Cajanus cajan (pigeon pea)
Lineage: Eukaryota; Viridiplantae; Streptophyta; Magnoliopsida; Fabales; Fabaceae
Product: large ribosomal subunit protein eL28y
Biological process (GO): translation
Cellular component (GO): ribosome
Molecular function (GO): structural constituent of ribosome
Source: RefSeq, a predicted model, not a curated record
AGGGUUUCUUCAUAGUCCUAUAUAUACAAAGCCAAACGCAAAACCCUAGUUGGGAAUUGCAGGUGAAGUUGAAAAUGGCGACAGUUCCAGGGCAGCUCGUGUGGGAGAUCGUGAAGAAGAACAACUCAUUCUUGGUGAAACAGUUCGGAAGGGGCACUCAGAGCAUCCAAUUCAGCAGAGAGCCAAACAAUCUCUAUAACCUCAAUUCUUUCAAGUACUCUGGUUUGGCAAACAAGAAGACUGUUACCGUUCAGCCAGCUGGAAAAGAUCUGUCUGUGUUGUUUGCCACAACAAAGACGAAGAAGCAAAACAAGCCCUCUGCUUUGCUUCACAAAUCUGUGAUGAAGAAGGAGUUCAGGAGGAUGGCAAAGGCUGUGGAAAACCAGGUGGCAGAAAAUUACUACAGGCCUGAUCUCAAGAAGGCUGCUCUUGCUAGGUUGAGUGUUGUUCAUAGAAGCCUCAAAGUUGCCAAGUCUGGUGCCAAGAAGAGGAAUAGACAGGCUGUGAAGGUCCAUGGCAGGAAGUGAAAGCGAAUUGAGAAGAGUUAGAUUGCAUUCGACCAUCGUUUUUGCCUCCUUUUUUUUGUUUUUUUUUGUUUUUUUAGAACUCUAUUUUAGAUUUCCUGAGUUUUGAGAUGCAAUUAUUUAUCUAGUAUUCAAUAUGAAACUGGAACUAGCAUGUAAUAGCUUACAACUCGUUUGAUGUUUGUCUUUGAUAUAAUCACUUUAUUGUUGGUUUAAAGUCAACUGACAAAGUGGCUGGCUAUUGCAUCAAAGUAGGGAUGAUUAGUGUCUUUAGCAUUAAAACCCUUGAUUGAAACUAUCUGUUUUUCUCGAGUUUUAUCUAGCAUAACGAAAACAGUUUUGUGGA